Psylliodes chrysocephalus is the source of this 942-nucleotide messenger RNA. The record is from the annotation of a GenBank genome assembly. NCBI's taxonomy places the organism in Eukaryota, Metazoa, Arthropoda, Insecta, Coleoptera, Chrysomelidae.
AUGUGCGGAGGAUUUACUUGUUCAAAAAAUGCACUUAUUGCUCUCAACGUCUUAUAUAUUGUGGUUGCUUCCGUAUUGAUAGGGGUAGCCGUUUAUGGAAGGGCAGCGACUUUAGUGACUAAUUUGCCGAUAGUUGGAGGUAUUUUAGCAUGUGGAAUAAUAUUAAUGUUAAUAUCAAUGCUGGGACUGAUGGGGGCAGUCAAACAUCACCAGGUUAUGUUGUUCUUUUACAUGGUAAUCCUUUUCCUUUUGUUCCUUAUUCAAUUUUCUGUUGCUUGUGCAUGUCUUGGAGUUAAUAGUGAACAACAAACACAGUUAGCAGAAGAAGGAUGGAAAAGGGUAGAUAAUAGAACAAGAUCACAAGUACAAGUUGUUUUUAAUUGCUGUGGAUUUGAUCCAAAAGUUGAUGCAAGUGAUGCCCCACCUGAUUUCAAAGAAAUUGAGGGAAAAGUUUGCAGAGAUCCUAUGAUAGUUGACUGUAAAUGCCCAAACUGCCAUGAUAAACUACAAAAUACCAUCAACUAUGCCUUUAAAUUAUGUGGAUGGAUAGGACUGUUCUUUAGUUUUUCUGAGAUAAUAGGUCUGUUCCUGAGUAAACACUACCGCAAUCUGCACGAUCCUGACGAACUAAGGGCCACAGCAGUUUUUCCCCGACACAAUUUCACCUAUUGAUAUCUAGUCAUUUUGUUCUACAAGUUUAUCUUUCCCUGUAGCCAUAUAUUUUUUAAUUUACCAAAGAUUUUUUAUUUUUUGUACUAUUUUCUCUUGUAUUUGUAAUAUAUAUUUAUAUGUCAGUGUGUAAAUUCUUGGUAUGAAAUGAAAGCGGUAGUGAUAAUUGUUUCAGUAUCGCUAUAGUUGUAUAGGUAUUGUUGCCACUAUUUUUUGUUUGUUUCUCUACUACUUGCGUUAAAGUUAAUUUAUUAUAAGACAAAUGACCAUUCC